ACAUGUUAAACAACGACAAAACAGUUGUUGCAACAGGAGAAGAGGACAACCAAGUAGAGAACAACAACGGCAAUGAAGAGAAGAAUCAAGUGAAAAAUGACAUUGUUACGAUCAACGUAAGCGGCGUGACGUACGAACUUGAUACUGACGACAUCAGGCGUGCGCCGUCUUCUCUUAUACAUAAAAACGUCUUUGGUGCCGGCAAAUAUUCGUUGUGUUUCAAGCGACCAGUGCAAAGUUUCGAAGCAGUAUUGGCCUAUUACCAGACGGGGGAUUUACACAUGCCUGUGUCCGUCUGUCCCGGAUCAUUCAAAACUGAGUUGGAAUUCUGGGGACUUGAUCCACAAAUUAUGACCAAGUGUUGCUACUAUAGGUAUCUAUCGUUUGAAGAUGAUCAAGAGAUACUUGACAAAUUUCACGUGCAUUUAUUUCCGGAAGUUGGCCUUGAGAAGGAAAAACAUGUAUGGCUGCCAAAAUUAAGAAAGUCGCUGUGGAAUAUGCUUGAUUUUCAAGACGACAGAAUACUAACAAGGCUGUACUUUUGGCUUUGUACAAUCAUGGUGAUAUUAUCUGUCCUAACCCUGGCUCUGAGCAGUCUGCCGUAUUUCCGAAGAAACCUGACAAAAUGUGAAUUAGAGGAGGUCCUUGGAAUGCCCGUCACUUCAACAGAAUUUACCGUAAAUCAGAACGACUCGUGCACCGAGCCACUGCCCGACUCGAUAUAUCAAACCGUCGUUGUCGAGUACGAACGUGUAAAUGUGACGAACAGAACAGACCUUCAAAAGAACGACAUCUUGAUAGCUCCUGACGAGUACUUAAAACAGAAAAAUUCAAGCGACUCUGAUGAAAAGUUCGACUCAGAGCGCGGGUUUUUUGACUUCAAUUUUGAUUAUGCGGACACUGUUUCGGAUGACACGUUUGUUUCACAUAUUUUCGAGGCCCUGAGACCACAAACUGGAAUUGGAAAGAAAACCGUUCGGAUUCAAUCCGUCGUUUACCUCGACACGAUUCUCCUUGGCUUUUUCACCGCCGAUUUGCUCCUGCGCAUCUUUUGUUGUCCAAGCGUUGGAAAGUACUUCCUGUCAACAAUCAAUGUAGUUGACGCGCUUGUAGUUUUAUCAGCAUAUGCCCAUAUAGCGAUAAAUUUCCUGAAGAAAAAUGAAAAGUACGAGUUGUCUAACUUCGAUCUCUUAGAAAUCUUUCAGGUUCUGCGAGUUAUCCGUCUGCUUCGGGUUGUACGUGACGUCACUGCUUUUAAAGUGCUCUCCUUCUCCAUCAAAAUUUCGCUGAACGAUUUGCUCGUUCUCUUUCUGUACCUGGUCCUUGGCAUUAUAAUUUUUGCCAACUUCAUUUUCUUUGUUGAGAGUUCAGAAGACAUACAGAGUGUCCCUAUCGGGUGGUGGUGGGCGAUCAGCACUAUGACAACCGUUGGCUACGGUGAUGUCGUACCGAAGACUUUAUACGGGCGAUUGAUUGGAGGAGUGUGUGCGGUAUCUGGAGUGGUCAUGAUGGCACUGGCUAUACCGGUAUUUGUGAAUACCUUCCUGCUCUUGUAUGCCUACGCAGUCCUGUACAAGAAAUCCCUGAAUAAACCCGAGGACACACACGUGUUUAUUCACCGCCAAGGGAGGCUGAGAAAUAAAGGAAUAAGAAGUAAAGGGAUUAUGAGCAAUGGCGCUUGUUAAACCUGGAUGAAGAUUCAAAUAAUGUUGUCAAGAGUGAAUAUUUUAUACUUUGUUUCGUUGAGUGACUUGUGGAUAUUUGUUCUUAAACACUAAGCUUCAGAUGAAUGGAUAUAAAUUAUUGUAUGGUACACGUGUUCAACAUGAAUCAGCCGCUCAAAUUAUCAUGGUAUCUAACAGGACUGCCGGAAGACUUUCGAAAUCGCUAUUGACAUUACAAAAUAAAGUGUUCGUAGAAACUGCCUUAUCACAGUCUUUAAGCUCAUUAACUGCUUGCAAAUAAACAGAGAAGAUUCAAGUUCUUUUCUUUAGAGAAAGAACAGUUGGUAAGAUUUAAGUACAAACGAUCGAAAACUUUAGCUGAAUCGCGAGGUUGCUAAAUGUGUGCAUGUAUCCAUUUAUUGUAUUGUAUCGUUAUAUCGGAGUUAUAGUUAUAUCGCUGUUACGUAUCAUAGGAAUAUUUUCGCGCAUUUGCACAGCGAACGCAGGUGUAAGCAGCUCUUCGCACUCUUGUGCGGUGUUUGUCCCGCUCUUGUGUCGUGUUUUCGCACUAUUGUGUUUUCGCACUAUUGUCUCGUGUGUUUGUUUUCGCACUCUUUCGCCGUGUUUUCGCACUCUUGCGCGGUGUUUUUGGACUAUUUUGCCAUGUUUUGCACUCUUGCGUCGUGUUUUCGUUUUCGCACUUUUGAGUCUUUUUUUAUGUUUUGGCUGCCUUUUGCCGUGUUAUCGUUUUGCACACUUGUGCCGUGUUUCGCGCUGUGGACUGUGUUUUCUCAGCGUUUGCGCCGUGUUUCGAAAUCUUGCACUGUGUUUUUGCGCACCUGCGCCGUGUUUUUCUGCACUCUGGCGCCUUUUAGUUUUUGCAAUCUUGUGCCGUGUUUUCGUUUUCGCACUCUUGCGCCGUGCUUUCCUUUUCGCACUCUUGCGCCAUGUUUACGCACUCUUGUGCCGUGUUUUCGAACUCUUGUAUCGUGGUUUCGCACUUUUGCGCCUAGUUUUCGUUUUCGCACUCUUGCUCCGUGUUUUUGCACUCUUGUACCGUGUCUUCGUUUUCGCACUCUUGCGCUCGCAUUCUAGCGCCGUGUUUUCGCACUCAUUUUGUGCCUGUUGUCUCCGUGAUUGUGCACUUUUGCGCUGUGUUUUCGAACUCUUGCGCCGUGCUUUUGCACUCUUUUGCCGUGUUUUUGCGCUCUUUUGGCCCGUUUUGUGCCCUUCUCCGUGAUUGUGGACUUUUGUGCUGUGUUUUCGAACUCUUGCGCCGUGUUUUUGCACUCUUGUGCCUUGUUUUCGCGCUCUUUUGGUCCGUUUUGUGCCUUUCUCCGUGAUUGUGCACUUUUGCGCUAUGUUUUCGAACUCUUGCGCCGUGUUUUCCCACUUUUGUGCCGUGAUUUUGCACUCUUACGCUGUGUUUUGGCGCUCCUUUGUCGUGCUUUGCGCUCUUGUGCCGAUAUUUUGCACACUUGCGCCGUAUUUUCGAACUCUUGCACUAUGUUUUUGCUCUCUUGUGCCAUUUUUACGUUUUUGCAAUCUGGCGCCGUGUUUUCGCGCUCUUACGCCGUCUGAUCGUUAUUUCGUUUCGUCUUAUGGAUUCUUUUUCGAAUGUGUCAACAAU
Messenger RNA from Ruditapes philippinarum (Manila clam), 3294 nucleotides. RefSeq names its product potassium voltage-gated channel protein Shaw-like. Gene Ontology annotation, molecular function: voltage-gated potassium channel activity. The record is from RefSeq and is a predicted model, not a curated record. Gene Ontology annotation, cellular component: voltage-gated potassium channel complex; membrane. NCBI's taxonomy places the organism in Eukaryota, Metazoa, Mollusca, Bivalvia, Venerida, Veneridae. Gene Ontology annotation, biological process: protein homooligomerization; potassium ion transmembrane transport.